Sinocyclocheilus anshuiensis is the source of this 780-nucleotide messenger RNA. RefSeq names its product ethanolamine-phosphate cytidylyltransferase-like. The transcript has 9 exons. The annotation marks the transcript as partial. Gene Ontology annotation, cellular component: cytoplasm. The record is from RefSeq and is a predicted model, not a curated record. Gene Ontology annotation, molecular function: ethanolamine-phosphate cytidylyltransferase activity. Gene Ontology annotation, biological process: phosphatidylethanolamine biosynthetic process. NCBI's taxonomy places the organism in Eukaryota, Metazoa, Chordata, Actinopteri, Cypriniformes, Cyprinidae.
CUUUAUUAUGACCUGAAUCAGCUCAAGUGUGGUCCUGUCUCCUCAGAUGACAUCACUCUUACUGUGGAUGGAAAAGACACAUAUGAAGAAGUGAAGAAGUCGGGUAGGUACAGAGAGUGCAAGAGAACCCAAGGUGUUUCCACUACAGACCUGGUUGGCCGCAUGCUGCUCAUGACCAAAGCUCAUCACAGCAACAUGGGCAGUUCAGACUAUCAACAGCACACAGACAACUUUGGAAGAGGCCCUAAGGGCCUCAGUCCCUGGACAGGAGUGUCACAAUUCCUGCAGACAUCCCAAAAAAUCAUCCAGUUUGCCUCAGGAAAGGAACCACAGCCAGGAGACACCAUCAUAUAUGUGGCUGGAGCUUUUGACCUAUUUCACAUUGGCCAUGUGGAUUUCCUGGAUGCAGUGUCCCAGCUUUCAGAGAAGCCAUAUGUUAUUGUGGGCUUGCACUUUGAUCAGGAGGUGAAUCGUUACAAGGGGAAAAACUAUCCCAUCAUGAACAUCCAUGAGAGGACUCUGAGUGUGCUGGCCUGUCAAUAUGUCUCUGAGGUUGUUAUAGGAGCACCAUAUGCUGUCACAAAAGACUUAUUGGAACAUUUCAAGGUAGACCUGGUGUGCCAUGGGAAAACUGAAGUGUUUCCAGACAGAGAUGGAUCAGACCCAUAUGCUGUACCCAGGAAAAUGGGAAUAUUGCAAACAAUGGAUAGUGGAAACAGUCUCACCACUGAUGGCAUUGUGCAGAGGAUCAUCAAAAGCAGGUGUUACAUUCAGCUCUGA